CCAAACGACCGAUGUCUGCAAUGAAAUCAACAAGUGGGCUUUCAAAGUUAUUUCAGAGAACUUUCCUCGAAAAUUAUAAACAAAACCCAUUGCAAACAUGCUACAGAUGUCUUUCAUCAGCUGCACCAAACUCCAAACAAUCAUGGACUGAUAAAUACAAGACGAAAAAGAAAAAGAUACGAGAAAAAAGUGAGCAUGUGACAGUAAACCAACAUGCUGUGUUUGCAAACAAUGAGACAUCAUUAAAACAUAUCAAAGUUUAUGGUUUUGACUAUGAUUACACAUUAGCUUCUUACAAACAAGAACUACACAGUUUGAUCUUCCGUCUGGGAAAAGAUGCAUUAGUCCACAAGUAUAAGUACCCUAAAGAUAUACUCAAAUUUGAGUACAGUACAGAGUUUGCUGUACGUGGUCUCCACUAUGACAUUCGCAAGGGUCUACUGAUGAAAUUGGAUUCAUUUCAUAACAUACAACUUGGAACAGUUUACAGAGGAAUGCAGAAAGUCUCCGAUCAGGAAGUAAUAAACCUAUAUGAUGGAACCCAUGUGGCACUAGAAUCUAUGAACACAUUCUAUGGAUUGGGUCCAAUGUACCAGCUAGUUGACCUGUUUGCACCCCCUGAAAUGACAUUAUUAACCGAAGUUAUUGAGUAUUUCAGAGAAAAUGGCAUUCAGUAUGAUCCAGAAUAUGUCUUCUACGAUGUAAGGGGUGCUGUCCAAGGGAUUCAUUCUAACGGAUUGUUACAUAACAGUAUUAUGACCAAUAUUGAAAAAUAUUUAGAAAAGGGACCUAAGGUGAUGUCUAUCCUUGAAAAUCUGGUGAAGGCUGAUAAGAAACUGUUCCUGGUAACUAACAGUGGAUUCCCUUUUGUAGAUGCUGGUAUGACUUACAUGUUGGGAAGUGACUGGAGGGAUCUGUUUGAAGUUAUUAUCUGCAAUGCAAGGAAACCAAAAUUCUUCAAUGAAGCUUCAAGGCCAUUUAGAAUUUAUGAUCCUUCACUUGAAGUGGUGUCAUGGGACAGAGUAAAUACUCUUAUAAAAGGCAGGAUUUAUCAAGAGGGCAAUUUCUUUCAAUUAAGACAGAUGACAGGCUGGUAUGGAUCCAAAGUUUUAUAUUUUGGUGACCAUGUUUACAGUGAUUUAGCAGAUCCAUCCUUAAAGUAUGGCUGGAGAACAGGUGCAAUUAUUCCUGAAUUAGAGACAGAAAUAAAAAAGUCCAAUACUUUAGAGUUCCAGAUAGCUGUCCAUUGGUUGUGUUGUUUACAGGAUCUCAUAGAAGAAUCUCAGGAGGACAAAGACCCCAGUAUUACACAACUAAGAAAUGAAUGGUUAAAAGAAAGAGAUGAGUUAAGAGAUUAUACUAAAUCCUUGUUCAAUCCACAUUUUGGAAGUAUUUUUCGGACUUAUCACAAUCCAACAUACUUCAGUCGACGUUUGGCAAGAUUUGCAGAUAUAUACAUGUCAGACAUUACAGAUCUUCUUGAAUACUCUACAUGCCAUACCUUUUACCCAAGGAGAAUGGCACUACCUCAUGAACAUCCCCCAUAUGCUGAUUUAUAAUAAAAUCUUGGAAGAUAUAAUCUACUGUGAUAGCGUAGCGUUACAUUAUAGACAUGUGUGGUAAAACAUUGUAAUAUGUAGAAUAAUUAAUUCAUAAACUGUGUUAUGAUGAGCCAUUGUUAUGGUUUAUGCUGAUUAGUACAAUUUAUGUUGAGCCUGUUGCGAAAACGAGACAUAGCGAUCCUAGAUUCCGUCGUCAGUGAAAUCAACAUUUAGGUUCAGUCUGUGUUAAAUUUUUUUUAGACAUCAACAACUUUGUCAUUCCUAUUUUACUGAUAAAUGGACAUA
Messenger RNA from Mytilus californianus (California mussel), 1847 nucleotides. RefSeq names its product 5'-nucleotidase domain-containing protein 3-like. The transcript is spliced from 16 exons. The record is from RefSeq and is a predicted model, not a curated record. Lineage: Eukaryota; Metazoa; Mollusca; Bivalvia; Mytilida; Mytilidae. The coding region runs from base 12 to 1559 and encodes 515 amino acids. Gene Ontology annotation, molecular function: 5'-nucleotidase activity.